Molecule: messenger RNA, 2713 nt
Organism: Rhagoletis pomonella (apple maggot)
Lineage: Eukaryota; Metazoa; Arthropoda; Insecta; Diptera; Tephritidae
Exons: 2
Coding region: 47-2269 (740 amino acids)
Biological process (GO): DNA integration
Molecular function (GO): nucleic acid binding
Source: RefSeq, a predicted model, not a curated record
CUCUGCGUUGUCUACUCUAGCUCGCUGUUACGAUCCCCUUGGACUAAUGGGCCCUACGCUGACCAAGGCGAAGAUUCUUCUGCAACGCAUGUGGAGAGACAAGCUUGAGUGGGAUGAGAGUCUACCGCAAUCGUUAAACACCGCCUGGUCUGCCUUUUGCAGCGGGUUUGCAGACAUACAGCACCUAUCAUUUCCUCGUUACGUCUUGCAACCUGGGGCCAUUACAGAAAUUCAUGCAUUUUGCGAUGCAAGCCUUGAAGCUUAUGGGGCUUGCGUUUAUACGCGUUCAGCCAAGGAUAGUAAGGUACAAGUGCACCUGUUGUGUUCGAAGGCCCGUGUCGCUCCACUGAAGACUAUCACCGUGCCCAAGCUGGAACUCUGUGCAGCAACACUGCUGGCACAACUCAUGGAUUCCUCCACUGUCCUCUCGUGGCUGCGAGAAGAACCAUCGAAAUUUAACGUAUUUGUCGCUAACCGAAUUUCCACCAUACAUCAAUUAACGGAGGGCAUGCGGUGGCACUAUGUUCCGACAGCAAUGAAUCCGGCGGACAUUUUAUCCAAAGGAGCUACCCCGCAGGAACUUCUAGGAUCUUCACUUUGGAUGCACGGCCCGUCAUUUUUGCGAGAAGUGGAGGGCAGCUGGCCGCGCAUGUGUCUACCACAACCAAAACUUCCAGAACUUCGACAAAAGGUGUUGCUUGCCGCACAUAACCGCAAUGACAUUUCGCUUUCGUUCAAGUACAUUAAUUCAUUUGGAACAAUGCAGCGCAUUUUUGGGUACGUCAGCAAAUUUGUCAAUAUUACAACAUCGCCAAGCUCUUCGCAGCUCACAGCCGCAGAUAUUCACCAUGGAACUCAACUGCUUAUUCGCUUAGUACAAAGAGCGCAACUUUGGCCGGAGUACACGGCAUUACAGGCCAAUAAUUGCGUCCCGAGUUCGAGCAGCAUUGUUUCGCUAUCACCAUUUCUUGAUGACUUUGGAAUUAUUAGAGUCGGCGGGCGAUUAAAAAACUCUAUGCUUAGUUUUGAAUCGCGCCACCCAUGCAUUAUUCCGAAGGAUCAUCCACUGACAUUUAGUAUAAUAACCUUUUUUCAUCGCAAACAACAUCACGCAGGUCCUCAAGCUUUACUCGCCUUCAUUCGAAUGCAGUUUUGGCCCAUAGGUGGUCGGAAAACAGUCACUCGAGUCCUACAAAAAUGCAUUAUUUGCUGCAAAUCGAGACCGCGCCUUGUCGAGCACAUAAUGGCCGACCUGCCUAAAGAGCGAAUUCAGGCCUCGCGCCCAUUCAUAGUCACCGGUGUGGACUACUGUGGGCCAUUUUAUUACAAGCCUGAAGUACGCAAUAAAUCGCCCCACAAAUGUUAUGUAAGCGUUUUCAUUUGCUUCGCCACAAAGGCUGUAUGGAUGGAGUUGGUAAGAGACCUCUCAACAGGUGCUUUCAUUGACGCGCUAAAACGAUUCAUCGCUACGCGUGGCAUACCCAGCUGCAUCUGGUCUGACAAUGCGACGAAUUUUGUAGGCGCCAAGAACGAGCUUAAAGAACUACGGAACUUAGCCCUCAGCGAGAAACACCGCAGCGAAGUCCACAACUUUUGCCUCAGUAAUGGCUUUGAUUGGCGUUUCAUCCCACCUCGCUCUCCGCACUUUGGCGGUUUGUGGGAAGCGGCCGUAAAAACAGCCAAACAACAUUUCUAUCGUUCCGUUGGCUCAUCACUGCUUGGCUUCGAUGAAUUGCGUACUUUGGUAUGUCAAAUCUGUGCUGUAAUUAACUCUCGUCCUCUCGUACCCCUUUCAGAAAACCCAGAGGAUUUAGAUGUGCUAACGCCAGGCCAUUUUUUGAUUGGUGGUUCUCUGACAGCUCUUCCGGAACCGGAUCUAACGACGCUAAACUACGACCGACUUGAUCGAUGGCAGCGUGCAACAUACAUUAAACAGGUUUUUUGGAAGCGGUGGACUCAAGAGUAUCUAACUCUUCUACAGCAACGCGCAAAGUGGCGUUUACCUCAUGCCAACAUUCAAGUCAAUGAUGUCGUAUGCAUAAAGGAAGAAAACUCACCACCACUGAAGUGGCCUCUAGCACGGGUAAUCGAAGUUGUCCCUGGAGCAGACGGUGUCGUACGUGUGGCACUUUUAAAAACAUCUAGCGGCAUAACGCGACGAGCCGUGAACAAGCUGUGUGUCCUCCCGGUGAAGGAUUCUGUUGAAAGCCCUGACCUUUCAACGGGGGGGAGGAUGUUCGGAGCAGCAGCGGAUAAGCCAGCAACAUAAAAUAUGUUUAUCAAAAUCAAUAUGAAUAACGUUAUCUGAUCACACUGAAAUUUUCAUACUCAAUUGAGCUGCAUAUUUACUUGUAUGUAUUUAAACUGUGCUAAUUUUGUUUCCCCUUUAUACUAUGUAUAAAGCAUACGUAUAUACAUACAUACAUAGAUGUAUGUGCAUACGUACCACCCGCGCUCAGUUGGAUACAUUCGUAUGCAAGCAAGCGAAAAAUAGUACAUAUGUAUGUAAGCAAUAUUGUGUGCGCGGGUGCAUACGUGCAUAAAUAUAUAUAUGUAAAUUCUCAUGCAUUUAAGAAAACUGGAUUUCUAUUGUUGGUGAUGAAUUUGCAGUUAUCCAAUGUAAUUAGGACAUACUUAAAUAGUUCAAGGUGAACUUUCUGUUAGUUAGUCGCGGACCAAAUCUUGUUAAAUACAGUUGCUUAACUUAUGCAUA